AUGGUUGUGGUCAUUGGAAGUCAAUCAUCUCGGUUCCGAGGCAUCACUACAAGUGUUCUUCAGGUCACUGUCCUUGGCCCAACCGACUUAGCUGCUUUCAGUGACCUCCUCUUCAACAUGAAGUCAGAAAUGGGGAUGUUCACUGAUGAUUACACAGUGUUUAACAUUCCUCAGACUCUUGUCAACUGCCCCAAGUAUCAAUGGGGCAGUGUCACCAGUUUCUGUGGUGACUUGUACCUGAUUCAUCAAAUUAUUGCUGUUUGUGUAGCUGUACAACUGCAGACUGAAUUACUUUCCGGAAGUACUUGUGAAGUGGUGAGUUUAACGUCAUCCAUCUUGACCUGUGGUCAUCUCUUCUUUUUCUUCAGUACUACUUCAUUUGUUCUGAGCUGUGGAGGUACAGGAGGAAUUACUGAAUCCAGAAAAAGUCGAUAUCCACUCUGGCCGGAGUGGAAUGAAGCGGAUGUGAAUGCUGAGAAAUGGGACUUAGCCAAACCAAUUAAAGAAAAGGACAAAGCUGUAAAAAGUCCAAGUCUGCAAUUGUUUGAAGAUCCGGAGGGGAAGGUUGAACUGCCGCCAUCACUUAAAGUUUAUUCUUGGAAGCGUCCUUAUGAAUUUAUCCUAGAGAAGCUUCCUGUUAUUGUUGCGAGAGAGUCCUCAUUCGAUCUAAUGACAGCUAAUGAACAUAUUUUGAAGAGUGAGAUGAUGCGAUGGAUUAUCAGUGAAAUCAUAAUGCUAUGGCACACCUGCCAGGACACUAAGUUAAAUGAUAAGAGCUUGCUGGAGGCAAUGGGAUCUCCCUGGAAACCUUGGGAGCACAUAUAUGCCCUUUGUAAGGCUUCAAAAGGACACACACCUCUUUACAACAGUUAUGGAAAGUAUGUAGUGAAGCUGUACUGGAUGGGGUGUUGGCGCAAGAUCACAGUGGAUGAUACUAUGCCCUUCGACAAAAAUGAUAAACUGCUGCUUCCAUCUUCAACCUGCCUGGGCGAGCUUUGGCCAAUGUUGCUGUCGAAAGCUCUCAUAAAGCUUGCAAGCAUUGACAUGAGUAAUACAGGAAAAAAAGAACUGGGGGAGUUCACAGUUUUGCACGCUCUGACAGGCUGGCAUCCCGAGAUCAUCCCACUCCGAUCUGAGCAGUCUGAGAGAAUCUGGUCCUUUCUGAAGACACUUCUCCCAGAGUUCACUUUUGCAAAUGAGGAACCUGUUGUGGCCAAAGUGCCUUCAACAGAAUCAAUACAAAAAAUUGGGAAGGAAAAUGAAGAUAUUGUGGAAGUUGUCAGCAGCAAACCAAUUGAAAAAGUAAGCAAAGAAAAAGCAGAAUCAAAAGAUAUUGGGAAGAAAAAGAAUAAGGAAGCUGAAUACAAUAAAGAUAAAAGCAGAACACUGAUUCAACGACCACAGUCUGUCUCUCAAAGUGUUUCACAAAUUCUUACAGAGAGUCUUCCUCCACCAGUGAUGCCACGGAUGAUGAUCUAUGCUACCUACUUCCCACUACAGCUGUCGGAAAGGAAGAUUUCUUUACUUGGGCAAAUGGCUGAUUCCUCAGAGAAGUUGCGACACUAUGGACUUUCUCAUGCGCAUAGCCACCCAGUAAUGGUUACUAGGACUAGGUCGUGUCCCCUCAUAAACCCUCCAGAAACAACACCAGUUCCACGAUGGAAGCUCAUCCGACCACGAAAUCGUGCUCUUCCAAUAGCUGAUCCAAAAGAGACCAAAGUAAAGAAACCUGAUCAAUUUAUUGAAAUCUCAAGCCCAUUGGUUAACUACAAGAUAGACACUACAAUCAUGCCACCAGAGAGAAAUGACCAAGUGCCCUUGAUUAAAAAAGCUGUGAACAUUAGCUUGGCAGCUGUCAGUGAAAACGAUGAGGCACUCGAUCAGAAUGAUGAUGAAGAACAAAAGGUUCUGGAGUCACCAUUCUUUGCAGAGGAAAUCCAACUGGAAUUGAUAAAAUCAGAUGCUCUCUUUUCAGUGGACACCCAGGAAAGACCACUUGAGUCCAUAAAAUCAGGUGGACAGCAUUCAAUAACUUCUCAUGGUACUAAAAGUCAGCAUGGCAGCAAUACAAGUCGGCAUGGCAGUGUAUUUGAACAUAAAAAAGAAAUUGAUUCCACAAAAGCAAGUGGUCUGCUUUCAUCAGUGUCUCAUGGUGCUAAAAGUCAGCAUAGUAAUAUAGCAGAACACAAGGAAGAUACUUUGUAUGUUCGACCCCCACUGGAGAGUUUAAUUGAAGAUAGCACAUCCACCUAUCCCAUUGGAAGCAACCAGUUAUCGCAGAGUUUCGGCUUAAUGAUAAACGCAGAUCAUGAUUUUAAUGAACCAUUAGAGUACAGAGUCAGCUGCACGGAAAAUUGGAUUGAUUAUGAAGACUUUUUCAACUGUUUCCAGAAAUUGAUCAUUUUCCAUAACCCAAGUAAAUACACAUAUUCGUUGCAAAAAUCAUGCUUAAAGUCCACAGAUGAUCGAGGACCAUACUAUCUACAUGUGGACCACAUGAAGCCAGUAGAAAUGUUGGUUACUUUCUCUGCAUUGGUACGCUGGGAUAAUAUCAGCUGUGAGAAGAACCUUAACAAAGGAAACAAUGACAAAGAUAACGUGAAGGAAUUCUCAGGCCUUCCGUCAGGCAUGCUCAUCGCUGAGUCAUACUCUUGGAAGAGUCUUGCUUUGAACCCCCCAAUUCUAUACAUCAGAACUGUGGCUACAAAAUCAACCAUCUUGGAGCUACCUUGUGGGCGCCAUGUGAUUCGGUUUACUGCCACUUCUCCUCUUGGACACAAUAUCAACAUAAGUAGUACAGUGCCAUUUAUCUUUGGUGAUGAAGAUACGGUUUUAGUACACCUUAGCAAGGAUAGCCUGCGAUUUAUGCAGCAUGCUACCCGCAUUAUUAAAGCAAUUGAAAAUGCCAUAUGUAACUUCAAUGAUGAGCAAGAGCAUCGCAAAACUUCACUGGAACUUCAACAUUGUCAUUUUCCAUUCCCAUUUGACGAUGCUAGUCUGGCUGAGGAGCAAACUAAGGUCUUCAACACUGCUGUUUACGCCACCGUUGCACACGCCCUUGAUGCUUGCCCAAGUACUGAAGACUAUUUUGCUCUUAGAACACUCUUAGUUGAUAGCUCUCCAAAGCAGCUUAGGAUCGAAGAGAGAUCUUGCAUAAGUUCUGUUUCUGAAGUGCCUGAAUCAUGGAAAGAGAGGACCCCAACUAAACAGGAAGAUGUAGCUGCCAGCAGAAUACAGACUUGGUGGAGAGGUCUGGUCAUUGGUGAACUCAGGUUUGCAAGCAAGAUAGGGUCAAAACAACACAAUUAUGUCAAAACUAUCCUGCAGGAAAUUUGGAAUUUACUGGAAUCAGACGUAGAGAAUAAUGCCUCGUACUUACUUAGGUACAUGCUUAAUUUAAGUCCAAAACUGGCAAAACUGUAUCCAUUUUAUGAAGAUGAAUGGUGUCGAACAGUAUAUGCAGAUUACACAACCACAUACAAUGAUCAGCCUCCCAAUUCCUGGUUUGUGGUAUUCAGAGAGGUGUUUAAUAUCCCUAAAGACAUGCUGAUUGUGCCAAAGAUUUACUCUGCACUGACCACUUGCGUUCUUCAUGUGGUCAAUAAUGAUACAGGAGAAGAAAUACCCAGGGUUUUUCAAAAAGUAGCUCCUUAUACAUAUAAAAAAAAUUUGAACGGCUAUACAUUCACAGCUGAAGCCCAGACAGGGAGUUUCCCAGUUCCCAGUGGUAAAUGGAGAUUACGUUUGUUUGGCUCCAGGCAUCCUCUUCCUGUUCUGGCAAAUGAAACUGUCAACAGCAGCUUUUCAAUAAAGGAGAUUAAGUCCUACUACAUUCCAAAUGACAAAAACAUCAUCUUCAGAUUCCAGGUCAAUGUGUAUAUAACUCAUCAAGCUACACUCCAUGUACAAACCUCCAAACCAGAUGUAUACAUCGAGCUACAAAUCCUAAACAGAAGUAGAGAGGUAGCCAAAGCAACUGGAAAAGGCCAUGCUAUAAUCCCUUCAUUCCUGUUUGCCUCAGGUACAGAACGUUCUACUACUUACGUACCUUCACGUAAACCUUCUGAUGUUCCUAAUAUUUUGGGAAUUUCCAAGAAGUUGGGAACCACUCCAAGUAACAAGACUGCAAGGAGUUCUGCUAAGGCAACAAGUGAACAAAAAUCACCCGUAUUAUUAGAUGAGAACACACUUCCUAUGGAUAUAGAACAAUCAUUGACAAAAGUGGUUCACAAAUACAUUAUUCAAGCAUCAAUUCUUUACAGAAGCUGGCCACUAACUGAAAGUGAAUUAGCUUUUGCUGAAUCGCAGAAGGAUAUGGACAUCGAACUUGCAGAGAGGACUAUUGAUUCUACUUUUCCUGACACUGAAGAGAUAAAGCCCCAAACAGCCAAACAUAGCAGGAAAGGAAAGGAGAAGGAUAAAGGAGGGAAAGAGAAAAGUGCACCAUCCAAGCCAGAGAUUCCGGUGCAGCAAAUUGAUUUAACAAAACCUCACUUUACACUUCAUUAUGUCACUGAGUAUGGUGAAAGUGAUUGUUUUGACAUCAAGAAAGACACCGAACGACAAGAUGAAAUUCAGGCUAUGAAACGAGCUUGGGAAGCUGCAGAACCUGGAAGGGCUUUCAAAGCCUUACAACUCCGACUGCAUAUCAUGAAUUACAAAACAAUAGAUAAUACAUUGCUAAGUACUGCUGGGAAAGAAGGCGAAAAUAUCAGUGAGGUUCCUUCUGAAAGCGAUACCAAUGAUGCAGCAACACAGGAGAUGCAAUCCGCAGAUCAGUCUCAGGUUUUAGAAGAAAGUCAAUACACAGAUGUUGACAAACCUUUACAAGAUCGCUCAGUUGUAGAGGAGAAGUGGACACGUUUUGUAAGGACUACACGACCUGUUCCAGUUCUCCUGGAUGAACACAUUUUUGAAGAACAGGGGAAGAGUAAGGCAGAAGAAAUUCGCAAGUUCCGCCAAAGGCGAGAGAUGAUCCUCGAACAGCGAGAGAAAGAAAGGCAGGCUCGCCAUCAGCUGAAGACACAGCAACUGCAAAUGUGUGAGGCUUUGCAGGAAGCCUUGGAUGAAGCUCGAAACAACAUCUACCAACUCAGAGAGUCAUACAGAAAUAAACUUAUCGAGGAAGAAUUGAAGCAAAGAGAAAUUGCAGCAAUGGAAGUAGCUCUCCGAGCAGAGCAAGAGAGAAAGCCCGGGAGCUCCACGAGUAAAAUACCUAAGAGCUCAGGAAAGCGAAAGUAAAACUGUAACAUGACAUAUCAUUUCCAAAGUUUUAGAUUGUAUUUUUAAUCACAUUUUAUUGCAAUGUCCUCCAGUCAUUUAGUGUUUUUAACCAUAUCUCCAAAUUUAUUUCCAAAGUUUCAUGCUUUAUUUUUAACUAAAAUGUUAACUAAUUUCUUUUGAUCAAGUUCCGAAUAGGUAGUCUUUAAAGUAAAAACUCAAAAAUACAAUUUAUUUCUUUUCCAUUUCUGGUUGGCCUACUCUGUUUCCAUUUUUUUUGUUUUGGAUCUGCAGCAGUGAUUCAUGUAGGUCCUUUACUUUGGCAUUUCCUUGUGAUUCAAAUCUGAAUCACACUUAUUAAAUAUUUUUCUCUUGUAGCAGAGGUAUGUUUAAGGGGAAGCUAAAUAAAUAUGAGGUAGUAAAGAAUCAGAAGGAUUUGCUGAUUGUGUGAUUGGUUAAAAGAGAAAAAGGUUUGUAGAGAGCAUAAACAUCAGCAUAGCCAUGUGGGCCGAAUGGCCUGCCAACAUUGUCACAGGCAAGCUUGGCACCUGAUUAACAGUGCUGGCUGCUGUCUGGGGACCAGGUACUUAUUCUAGCAUGCAACGCUGCAAGACAGAUUCUAGCCAUUGCUGAGUUUAACAUUGGAAUUUAAUUGGAUUUAAUUUAAUUAAAUUUAAUAUAAUUUAAUUGGAAUUAACAGCAAAUUGGAACAGGCAGGAGAGCAAAAGACCACCAGUGACCCUCUCUGCUUAAGCAAAAGCAAUUUUGAGCACCUCAUUUUAAACGAAACUUUACUAUCAGUAGUCUAAUAUCGCAGCAUUACGGCUCACCACAGUGCUGUUUGUUCUUGUCAUUUGCUGCUUUGAAAAUUGCCCCGGUUCUCUCCCUCCACUGAAUAACCUCAUCAACAAGCUUAACAAUUAAUUGGAGGUGACUGAGUUGCUGGCUUUGUGACCAUCCUUUGUGAAAAUCACCACGCAUUCCAGAGGCAUCAAAAGAUUAGCACCAAAACCAAGAGUGGCCAUACCAGACCUCAGCUGCCUGGGUGUUAGAAAAUCCUGCCCCAACUUCAGAGAUAUCUUCACAUGCUGGAGGCAGCCAUGGUGUCUACUAUGAUGACUGAGGAAAAAUGAAAGAAAUAUUGGGUUGAUGGACUCAGGAAAUACAUCUCUAGAUUGGUGGUUGCUGGAGUUCUUGAGAAGCCCCUCCAGCUGGCAACUUAGUCUGGAAGCCUAAGCAUCUGAUUGAUGUUGUUCAUCCCAUAAUUAGAAUUACAGAAUCGUUAAAGCACAGAAGGUGGCCAUAUAGCCCAUCAUUUCUGUCUGUUCACUGUAGGAGCUCCCCAGCUAAUGCUACUACUGCCUUUUCCUUCUUUUCUCUUCAGUUAACUUUCAAAUUCUCUUUAGAGGGCCACAAUUGAAUCUGCCUCAUGUGUAAUGUAUUUGAGAUCCUAACUGCAUAAAAGGAUUUUCUUUAUGUUGUUCUGGAUAUUUUUUUGCAAAUUAUCUUAUAUUUGUGUCCUCUCGUUCACAACCAUUCCCCAAUGGGAACACUUUCUCCCUAUCUACACGAUCUACACCUUCAUGAUUUUGAACAACUCUAUCAAAACUGCUCUCAAUAUUUAACUGCAAUUGGGAAAUCAGUCCUGUUCCAGCAGUUUAUGGCAGUAACUCGAAGCUCAACAUCAUCCAGGAAAAAGCAGACCAGAUCCACCACCUUAAACAUUCAUUGCUUCCACCACAUAUACACAGUAGCAGCAAAGUAUAUGAUCUACCGGGUGAACAACAGGAAAUCACCAAGGCUCUUAGACAGCACCUUCCAAACCCAUGACCUGCAUCAUCUGGAAAGACAAAGGUAGCAGAUACAUGGGAGCACCAAGCUGUACUCCAUUGUGUGUUGGGACUGUGUCACUGUUGCUUCAUGCUAGGUGAAAACUUGCAACCCCCUGCCCAACACCACUGAGUAUAUACUUGAUCUGUAUCAGUUUAAGGAAAUGGUUCAUCACUACCUUCAGAAGGACAAGAUUAAAAAUCAUACA
Molecule: messenger RNA, 7258 nt
Organism: Chiloscyllium plagiosum (whitespotted bambooshark)
Lineage: Eukaryota; Metazoa; Chordata; Chondrichthyes; Orectolobiformes; Hemiscylliidae
Source: RefSeq, a predicted model, not a curated record